UGUCUCUAUCUCUCUUCUGGUUGUCCGAGUUCUUAGAGAUAAACUAAGAACCCUAAAAACGAAGAAAGAUUGAAGAAAAAUUAAAAAGAUGGUACACUCGAGAAAGUUUCGAGGUGUUCGCCAACGCCAAUGGGGUUCUUGGGUCUCUGAGAUUCGCCAUCCUCUACUGAAAAGAAGAGUGUGGCUCGGAACAUUCGAAACAGCAGAAGCGGCUGCGAGGGCUUACGACCAAGCAGCUCUUCUAAUGAACGGCCAAAACGCUAAGACUAAUUUUCCGGUCGUUAAAUCAGAGAAAGGCUCAGACAACGUUCACGACGCAAACUCACCGUUGAUGUCGCCAAAGUCGUUAUCUGAGCUCUUGAACGCUAAGCUAAGGAAGAGCUGCAAAGACGUAACGCCGUCGCUGACGUGUCUCCGUCUCGAUACAGACAGUUCGCACAUUGGAGUCUGGCAGAAACGGGCCGGGUCGAAAACGAGUCCCAACUGGGUCAUGCGUCUCGAACUCGGGAACGUAGUCAAUGAAAGUGCCCAUGAGUUGGGGAUGAAGAAACAAGACGUGGAGAAAGCAGAAGACGUAGAAGAAGAAGCUAAUGUUGAUGAGGAUCAGUUAGCUAUGGAAAUGAUCGAGGAGUUGCUGAACUGGAGUUGACUUUUACCUUACCGGAUGAAAGUCUAAAGAAGAAUAAUGGUGGUUUUUUUCACAAGCUUGAUUUUCGGAUUUUUUAUAUUCUUUCCACAGUUUAUAGUGUGAUUAAGAUGGAUCUAUCAAUCCAUUA
Molecule: messenger RNA, 776 nt
Organism: Brassica oleracea var. oleracea
Lineage: Eukaryota; Viridiplantae; Streptophyta; Magnoliopsida; Brassicales; Brassicaceae
Product: ethylene-responsive transcription factor SHINE 2
Exons: 2
Coding region: 89-649 (186 amino acids)
Biological process (GO): regulation of DNA-templated transcription
Molecular function (GO): DNA-binding transcription factor activity; DNA binding
Source: RefSeq, a predicted model, not a curated record